CUAAAACGAACGUUAAGAGAUGCGAAACCCAUAGUUGGAAAAACAACUUUUUCAAGUCAUUCAUAAGCAGCAUAUAUGUAGAUAUCCUUUAAAAAACAUAAAGAAUGUACAACUCUGGCGAAACAGUAAAUACAAAGGAAGAAUGAAGCAAAAGUUUGAGUAUCCUUCGGAUAUGCCUUAUGAUAUAAAAUGGAUUUUUCCAAGACAAGCCAAUCCAAAUGCGUUAUUUCGCAUUGCCAGCAGGCUUACAAUAGGAAUGGUUGGCAUUAUAUCAAGAAUAGUGAUAGGUAACGGAAAAGUGCUGUUGAAUAAGACGAGAAUUCACAAUAAGCAUCGAUUAGAAGAUCUAGUUGAAAAUCGUCCAGAAAAUUCACCGCUUUUAACAAUAAGUAACCAUUAUUCCUGUUUUGAUGACCCAGGAAUAUUUGGUUGUCUUAAAUUGAGAAAUGUUGGAAGUAGUAAAAGAAUCCGUUGGUCAAUGGCUGCUCAUGAUAUAUGCUUUACAAAUGUAUGGCAUUCGUCGUUCUUUAUGUUUGGAAAAUGCAUACCAGUAAUUCGUGGUGGAGGUGUUUAUCAGCCAGCUGUAGACUUGUGCAUUCAAAAAUUAAAAUUGGGAGAAUGGGUUCAUAUAUUCCCCGAAGGCAAGGUCAACAUGGAAAAAGAAUACUUGAGAUUAAAAUGGGGUGUAGGAAGAGUAUUGUUUGAAACAUAUCCAAUAAUACCAACUAUUAUACCUAUAUGGCAUGAAGGAAUGGAUAAAUUACUUCCAAAUUAUCCUCCUUAUUAUUUCCGACUAAACAACAAAUUAACUUUCAACUUUGGAAAGCCAAUUGAUAUUAAAGACGUAAUGAAGCAUAUUUUUGAUAAUAAUUUAGACGAAAUUACCGCUAGACGUAUGAUAACAGACAAGCUUCAGAAAGAGAUGAAUACUCUUAGAAUUGAAACAGAAAAACUACAUAAAGAAUUAUAGUUCAAUUACAAUCGUUUAAUAGAUUAAUUCUUCUAGUCAUAUUAAAACGAUCAAUUUUACAGCUUGUUUUAAUAUCUAAGAUUGUUCCUUGGUAAUUCCUUAACUACUUGUAGUUAAAUGCUAAAAUGCAUUUCUAAAAAUUAGAUAAUUCUUUUUAAAAAAA
Chironomus riparius is the source of this 1133-nucleotide messenger RNA. The record is from the annotation of a GenBank genome assembly. NCBI's taxonomy places the organism in Eukaryota, Metazoa, Arthropoda, Insecta, Diptera, Chironomidae.